This is a messenger RNA of Ctenopharyngodon idella (grass carp), 6710 nucleotides long. RefSeq lists its product as uncharacterized. Lineage: Eukaryota; Metazoa; Chordata; Actinopteri; Cypriniformes; Xenocyprididae. The record is from RefSeq and is a predicted model, not a curated record. The transcript is spliced from 2 exons. Bases 4815 to 6710 code for a protein of 631 amino acids.
CCGAAAGUAAAGCGAGCGGACUGCGGAGCCGAGCCGUGCACAACGCGGUGGAAAAGCGCCUUUUGUUUCUGGCUGGCGGAAAUAAAUUGACACCGGGGUUCGCAUGUGAAUUCGGUUGGAUCUUUAGGACAGACCUGAUGGAGGAGAGUGAAGAACUGAGUGGAGGAGGAACAUCAUGUCAAACCUGGAGAAAAACCUGUAGUGUCUGUUCAAAAUUGGAUCUGCCCGUCAAGUUAGAAUCUUCAGAAUGCUUUUAGCCUCCUGAACUGUGCAUGUAAAUCACGAAUCGGCUCCGGCAAGUCCGGGACCAAUUGCCCCAUUGGCACCUUUGUUACCCCAGUAAAGAAAAACAGAACACAUUCUCACCAGCCCCAGAGACUUCAAAGAGUCACCCUGGUGGGACUAAAGGUGAUAUGGUCACAGACACUGGCCACAACCCCAAUACACACACACAUACAGACACUCACAAACACGCAUGGAGAUUGUGAAUGUACAUUUAUCCUCCAAAUAUGACUGUGCCAAUAUGUACCCGUCGCUGUAUUUAAAGGUGCAUGUAUUUAUCCCUAGUAUAUAAGCUUAGCUAUGACUGUAGUUGUAUUAGUUUUCUUCUAAACGAUAAAACUCAAGUAUAAACUGUAUCUCACCUUUUAUGUCUUUGCCAUCUGACAAGUUUGGUCUCAUUGUAAAGCUUUCGUUAUGCUCUAAUUGAAAAUGUAUGUCACAUGACUGUAAAAUGCAUUCUUCUAUUUUUAAUGGUACUUUGAAGAAAAUGUACUCAGAUCGGACACUUCGCAAACCAUGCAAAUUAGGUCAUAAAUGGAGACAAAGAAAGAGUUUGCCCGCCAAAAUCGCACCCUCAUCAUUGGCUGAUGUAUCCCAGGAGGCGUUCUGGCCUGUUGUCCUUAAAACACAACGACACGCAUCUCUCAUUGUCUCUCGAUUGUCUCUCGCCAUUUAACACACGUCUCUCCCGGACGUCUCGGCGACCGCGCUUCCAUCACGCGCCCCCUCUCUUCGGGACGACCAUCUUUUGGCAACAAGUUUCUUUGUCAAACCCUCUUCAUCCGUCGCCCUAAGUCUUCACUCUUCAUCGCCUAGGAGACGGACUCUUUUUCUUUCUUUUCCGGUUAUCUUACUCUUAAGUUAAACCCUUGUUUGAAAAUCCCGCCGAAGAACACCUUCUCGGAAAAGGACCAAUCGCUUCAGCCGCACGCACCGAAACUCCUGCAGAAACACGAAACGACCACAGCACCUGAACCUAUGCAAGUAUAGAACCAUUCUUUCCAAAGCGUUUUAAGCUCGAUGUGUAAGCUGAGUUUCCUUGCUGGCUCUCAAAGGUUUUAACUGUUAGUAAGUUGCCAUUCCUUUGAUCACCUCUGUUUUCUUGACUUUACUUUCGCUUUCUAUAUAUGUGUAUUGUUUGUGUAUGUUUAGUAGUAUAGCCUCUGUAUCCGUAGUUUCAUAUAUUAAAUACAUUAUAUUCAUGCUCGAUUGUUUUUUUUUUGCUCAUGCAACAAACCCAGGUCACUUUAACGUUUCGAUCCAGUAUCCUUGCUUUACGCAUUGAUGCUAGAAUAGGAAGUCUUUCUCGUGGCCAGAGAAAAACCUUCCUUUUAUAAUCGGCUAUGAGGAGCUAACGGUUUGCUGGACAAACUAAUAGUUUCUCUAAAUUAUUAUCAAACCAGAACUAAUCAUAUAUGUGAUUGAUUAUAAUUCGUUGUAAUUAAUUCACAAUAUAUGUAUAAUUCCCUCUCGGGUCGGUAUAUGUAUUAUAAUUAAUCAUAAAGCUUUAUGAUUUAUUAUAUUCAUAUAUUUCACCCAUAAAUUAAUUAAAUACCUGUACUGAUUCGCUACAGAUUAUUUGGUGGAGAACGUGAGCAACGUUUUAAACUUGGUUUUGUGUAUGAGCAACCUAGAAUAAUUUUGUGUGAUUUAAUGUGUAUAUGCGCGCCUUACUGAGUGAGCCGACAACGCGUCCCUCAUUCUGAAAAAACGUUAACAAGCUAUUUGUGCCUAAAAACACUGUAGUCAAUUGUUGACCGUAAAGUAAACUGCAGUCCAAUUAAUAUUUCAAACUCGUAUCUGCAAAAGGCGACAAUCUUUUUGCAAUAUACAGUUAAUAUUAAUUUCCGCUUGAAUAAACGAAUUGAAUCGUAUUCAGCGUAGUUUUUUUUGAAAAGGAGCUGUGACGAGUUUCUCACAGACUCUUUCUGAAGGCCUCAUAAUUGUAGCGCUAUUAAAUUUGAAUUACUGUGUCGUCCAAUAAUUCAAAAUAGCGUCUCGCUCCCUGGGUAACGUCAUUGGCAUAGCUAACCAAUCACGUUACCUCUUGCAAAUCUAAUCUGAAAACAGUUUAUCUGAAAUCCGAUUGAUGUGUAAAAAUUGGGAGCCAGCCACGACCUGAUCCAGCGUGACUCGUAACAGCAGCGAAGAAAUCCUGCAAAAGUUACAUAUUCGUGUGCACUAAGUUUGCACAAACAGGGGUCCACUAAUCCCCAAAAUUGUGUACCCGUAUUAAAGGGGUAUAUUAGUGUCCAGUAACCUGGCACCAAAGAAUCCGCCGAGAUUCUAAAGUUUGUAACCGUGAUAGUGCAGUUAAAUCAGCCGUAAGGGAAUCAGAACCCCACAGACGCGCUAAUUUAAAAUAUCACGAAUUAAAGUAGGUGGAUGCAGUACCUCUGACCAGACGCCAGAAGGCAAUCUGUUCAGGUGUGCGGCACCCCUCCCUACUUCAUUGUUGUGUGGACUCACUAACGCCAUCGUGUGGACGUUCUGGGUUAACUCUGCUCUCCAUACGUUGAGCUGAAGUGUUUCCAAAUUCCUUUUGGCUACUUUAAUCUAGCUUGCCGCUAUAAAUGUUUGUUGAUGGUUAUGCUUUUCAAUCGUGUUUGGAAUGUGGUUUACCGAUUUAAAUUUGAUUUAAAUACGUUUAAAUUUUUAAUUUAAAUUAAGUUUCCCUUCCAACAAGAGAAUUCACUUUCUGAAAGUGCUCCCCCUGGUGGACACUCCCACAUAAGUUAGUUCCCGUCUCUGAGUAUUUGUCCCCUUUCCUGCUGUUCCUGUGUUCACAGAUUUUCUCUGCUCUAUGUUAUUUUAUUAUUCUACUUGAUUUUCUUUCAUUAUACUCUCUUUCUCUCUUGAGUUUUUACUUUGGAAAUUCCUUUCUUGUUAUUACUUACUUUUAUUUUUUAUCCACUCUUAGGUCUGUGUCCUGUUUGUGAUUUGCUGGUAACAGCAUUCUCACAUCCAAGUUUCCCUUAUUUUAUACACUUAUUUUUAAAUUUAAUUAAACAACAUUUAAUUGAGAUUUAAAAUUAAGUAGUGUCAAUCAGUUGGCAUUUUGCUCAAGAAGCAAUUCCCUUUAGGGAAUUCUCCAAUAGGGAAGACCUUCUCCUUUCUUUUUCCCAUUCUGUUAUUCUACGCACUUAUUUAAAUUCAAUUGAACAGAGUUUAAUUCAAAUUUGAAUCAAGUGCCUCUGAAUUGUUUUUUUACUUUGCCUUAUUUUUUUUUCUUUUCUGCUUUCAGCUAAUUCAUUCUGACUAUCAUUCUAGACCCCUAUUCUUUCGUCCUACACACUUGAUUAUUUAAAUUCAGUUUAAACAAGAUUUAAAUUAAGAUUUAAAUUUACAAGUAAGCUGUGUUUGCGUGACCACUUGUGUAUUUGCAAAUAGGGCCCUCUAGCGACCGGUGGUGAGUUGACGGUUGUUCCAGUGAGUUCCAGUGAGCGGAGUAAACUAGCCUGGCGGAUCUCUCACUGGCUGUGGGUGAACCUCGGUCACUUCUGACCUCGUACCGCGGGCAACACGCAGGGACAUCAGCAGGUUGGGUGUGUCAGGUGCAAGGAGGCAACGAGUCCAGGUUGGCAACAAAGGCAAUUUUGUUUAAUUUCCCUGUUUCUGCACGACAGAACCGCCCUUUGAGUAACUGCCUGCGGGGUCAGACUCUGGGGUUGGGAAAAAUACAAUUUUGGCCGCCAAUCUGGCCGUUGGCGCAAACACCUUGCCCAAACACGCAAUUGUGCUGAAAGUCCCUGUUUGAGAGGUUGCAUCGCAGUGCAAGGUACAGGGUGCCGAGGAACACGGCAGCCAAGUGUUGGAACGUCUAGGAGAGGUUGCCCCCGCCACUGAGUUCUUGUCUGAGCAAUCACAAAUCACCCCAGGCCGAGAUUAAGGACAUACAGUCCCUUCGCUCAGUGAAAGCCACAGAAUAUUUGAUAUUCUCCAAUCAGAAGUGUUGGCAAAACCCCUUUUGCUCUUAAGCCAUACCAUCCUUCUAGGUUUUAUGACGCGACAGCGCCCUCGUCAGGCCCGGUCAUAAACCCUUACUGUGGUAAUAAGCUGAAGUUUCACUUCUCCCCUCUAGCCCUUCUUGUGGUAUUUUAUUGCUAUUCUAUUUUCAUUCCUUCCUAUUUGUUUACUGUUCUAUUUCUCAUAAAUUGCAGCCAUCCUGUUCUGUUCUGUUUUUCUACUGUUUGUCUCUUUUAUUUCACAUAAAGGCAGAGCCUGUGAGAGCCAUCACGGAAGCUGAAUAAUAGAUAGACGGCCGAGCAGCCAAAGUCAUUAGUAGACUCGUAGAGCCUCCGCCUGUCAAGAUCUUUAUUUAAAUCCAGCACUCGCCGACACAAAUUAACCCACGUGGUCGUUCCUGGCCAUCGACAAUAAGUGUCUGGCCUAUAUUCCACUAACUGUCUGCACCAGUUAACUGGAAUCACACACAAAGUUUAGCUAAUUACGUAUUACGUAACGCGCUAGUCCUGCGCGAGCUUGCAUUGGUUCUUUUGUGCUGUCUUUCUCUCGUCAACAGUAAAGCCACUAUGUCGCGAGCAUCCAGCCCUGACACCCACUGGGAUCAUCUCGAGACCUGGUUGGGCGUCAUGACCAACGCAUUCCUGCCCAACGCCGCCGGUGACCUCCAGCACCUGAGCCGUGAGCAGUUGGACGGGGACCUAAAUCGACUAAUGGCCCACGAUCCGACGCAGAGCUACAACCACAAAGAAUGGGCCAAGCUCAUUGGCGGACUUGCCCACAACCUCAUUGCCCAAGUGAGGCUUAGCGAAAGGAGCAACGCUCUCCUGGAGCAGGAAGCAGCGGCGCUCAAGCUUCAGGCCGGGGAGGCCAGAAGAAAUCAGGCCCAGACUCAACAUCACCUCGAUCAGCUACUCCUCGAGACCCAGGACCAGCGUGGGACAGCGGAUGAAUCCAACCCCGAGCUGCAAGAGGAGGUAGAGAGACUCCAAAAAGCCCUUGCAGAGCUCCACUUGGAGGCGGAGCGUAAAGAGCAGUUGGGAAAGGAAUCCAGGGAGGAACUAACUGGAAAACUCCAACAAGGUGAAACUCUCCUAGCAAGAGCAGAGAUCGAACUGAAAGAAAGGGACGCUAAGGCCCGGGCCUGCGAAAAUCAUCUUAAACAGGCCCGAAGUGAGAUCCUUGCUUUGAAACAGCAAAGAGACUAUUUAAGAGAUGAAUUGGACACUGUUCACAGAGAACUGAAACAUUCUUAUAAACUGCAAGGUGACUUGGGAGGGGAAGCACACUUCACAGAGUUUCUCCUGGCCAGUAGGCCCAGUCAACAAUCCCUAGUUCAAAACGGGGUUGAAAGUCCACUGCCCAAGAUGCCACCCGCGAGCGGCCAAGAACCUUUUUCAACAGUAAAAGGGUGGGAGCCUCUCCAGAAAACCCGUGCCACUAGCCACGGCAUGGCUCCCAAAGAUCUGGACAAGCUAGCAAAGAAUAUCCCCACUUUCACCCCAAACCCAGCAGGGGGCGUUGACGUGCACGCGUAUUUGCAGGACAUUGACUUUCUGCUGCAAAAUGUGGCCAACGUGAAUGCCUGGGACAGGUUGUACCUACUCCGAAUCACGUCUAGCCGUGAUGUGCGCAGUUUUCUAGAUCGGCAGCCAGAAGCUGUCAAAUCAGACUACCAGCAGCUGCGACAGGCUCUGAUCAGAGAGUUUUCUGACCCUGAAUCGGACCAAGGGCUCCUCGCAGCCAUGGACCUUAAACAGGGCCGACUGGAAACCCCACAAGCGUACUACAACAGAAUACGAAGGGCCUACUUCGGAGCACGUAACGAGCCAGGAAUGGAGGAAGAUUUCAACUUUAAGACUCUGUUUCUCCGAAAUCUGCAUCCUGCGGUGAGUCAUCAUCUGGGAGUCUUGGCCUGCCCACGGAGUAUGUCUACUCAACAGCUGCGAGAUUUAGCCCACAAGGCUUAUUCUAAGCAAAAGGCUGCAUCUGAAAAGACUGUUAAAAAUCCAACCAUUUACCCGGUCUCUAAUCACUGUCCAGAACUGGCCCUAAAGGGCGCACACACGCACCACAGUGACAGACCGUUUCACAGAGAGUCAAGACAGUUCCCGGCCAACAGAGGGCAGCCUCACUAUGAGGGUGUCCGUCCCAAGCACCAGACUGGGCGUUCUGAAAGAGUCUGGGACAAGUCCCGGUUACCCAGCAACCCAAAGGGCAGUGCCACAUGGGAGGCCAGCCGGCGACCCAGAAAUGGCAGAUCUUCAUCGGCCAGAACUUCAAGCCCCGACCGCCAAAGACAGAAUGCCUCUCGACGUGCACCGAACAAGCCCAAGUCCGAGCGUUCACAGGAGCAGAACAGUGCAGCUAUGUCUGAGUCUGCAGAGAUCCUGAAGGCCCUAAAAGAGCUGAUUCAGGAAAAGCACCGCAAGGAAGACCAGAAAGACAAGCCAGACUCCUUAUGA